This is a messenger RNA of Suricata suricatta (meerkat), 3057 nucleotides long. RefSeq names its product Cdk5 and Abl enzyme substrate 2 (gene CABLES2). The transcript has 10 exons. The record is from RefSeq and is a predicted model, not a curated record. Lineage: Eukaryota; Metazoa; Chordata; Mammalia; Carnivora; Herpestidae. The annotation marks the transcript as partial. Gene Ontology annotation, biological process: regulation of cell cycle.
GGGCUCGGGCUGGACGGGCAGCGCCAGAGACGGCGAGUCGCCUCCCAGCGCUGCUCUCUCGAGUUCCUGGAAGAUGCUGUAGGCUGCGCCUCUGCUCAGAGAACCAAACACAUAUCUGGCUCUCCAAGGCAUAAAGGCCUGAAGAAGACGCACUUCAUCAAGAACAUGCGACAGUAUGACACGAGGAACAGCAGGAUCGUGCUGAUCUGCGCCAAGCGGUCCCUGUGUGCGGCCUUCUCGGUCCUGCCCUAUGGAGAAGGCCUGCGGGUCAGUGACCUGAGGCUGGACAGCCAGAAGCAGAGGCACCCAUCGGGCGGCGUCUCCGUGUCUUCGGAGAUGGUCUUUGAGCUGGAGGGUGUUGAGCUGGGAGCAGACGGAAAGGUGGUGUCUUACGCCAAGUUCUUGUACCCCACCAACGCCCUGGUCGCACACAAGACGGACAGCCACACCCUGCCGCCCCAGCCCCGGCCCAGCGUCCCCCGGGCUUUGCCAGGGUCAAGAUACAAACCUACUCCGGCCAAGUCAGCGUCAGCCAGCACGGAUCUAGGGACUGACGCGGGGGACGCACUGGAGUACAACCCCAACCUCCUGGACGACCCGCAGUGGCCCUGCGGCAAGCACAAGCGGGUCCUCAUCUUCGCGUCCUACAUGACCACCGUAAUAGAGUACGUGAAGCCCUCCGACCUCAAGAAGGACAUGAACGGAACCUUCCGGGAGAAGUUCCCACACAUCAAACUGACGCUGAGCAAAAUCAGGAGUUUAAAACGGGAGAUGCGCAACCUCUCUGAGGAGUGCAGCCUGGAGCCCGUGACGGUGUCCAUGGCCUACGUGUACUUCGAGAAGCUCGUCCUGCAGGGCAAACUCAACAAGCAGAACCGCAAGCUGUGCGCGGGGGCCUGCGUGCUGCUCGCCGCCAAGAUCAGCAGCGACCUCCGCAGGAGCGAGGUGAAGCAGCUCAUCGACAAGCUGGAGGAAAGGUUUCGGUUCAACAGACGGGAUCUGAUUGGCUUUGAGUUCACGGUGCUGGUGGCCUUGGAACUGGCGCUCUACCUUCCCGAGAGCCAGGUGUUACCUCACUACCGACGCCUCACGCAGCAGUUCUAGCCCGGCCUGGCCUCUGCCAGCAGGGCGGCCACCCCUCCCGGCCCCCGGCGCUCAGGGCCCCCCAGACGUUGCUGGGCCGCGAAGUGUGCGGCCCCCGGUUCCACGUGAGCGGCGGGACGCGCCUGCUGCUCUGCCUGAUGCCACUGUCCCUGCACACCUGCUUCCUUGGAGGGACACCGCUUUCAUUCCAAAGCACACCACCGCCAUGGUACAUUCCUGAGAAUUUUCUCACAUUUUUACGUGAGCAAAAUGUGAGGUUUUCUUUCUUUUUCAUGUGCCUGAGACGGACCCUGAUCCUCCUCAAGUGGGCAUCUCGGCAUCUUUUCCCUUUGCACCACCUGGGCUUCCGCAGACCCCGCCGGCACCGCGCCCGCAUCGUAGGGGCCAUCCGGCUCCCAGAGGCCGCUGAACACACUGGAAUUGCUGACGUUAAUGUAUCCAAACGUUAAGUUUUGGCUAUUUCGAGUUUUCAGCUGUGGACACAGCCUGGCUCCCUCUCGGCCGGGACUAGCCAGGCCGAGCCCGUCGGGGAUGCCCACCGGCUUCCCCUGCGGCCUUCCCCCGGCAGAGCUCAGGCAUUAGGUUCACCCAGCUAGGGCAGACUCCGGUUUCUCUCAUUUUUUACUCCAAGCAUCGUGUCACUGUGAAAUCCUGAUGCCCGAGCGUCACACGCCGGCAGGUCUCCGCGCAGACACUAGCUGACCCCACGGGGGACCCACCCUUCACCUCUCACCGGGACAGCCUGCUUGCCGGUGACACCUGGGCCUUCAGGAGGACGGACUGCUUGCUCUUGGCUAUUGAUCCUUCUUAGCAAUAUUGUGAUGGAGAAAACCAGUGCAUUUGUUGUUACUCGGGAUUUGGAUGGAUGGGUCUUGUGAAGGGACAGAAGCUGGUGGCGCGCUGUUGAGGCUGCGGACUUGGAACCACGCCUCGUCCCCGGGCAGACGGGGGACGUGACUGCUCUGGCUCCCUGGGGGGAGGGUGCACACACCCAUUUCUUCCUAGGCAAGAGGAGGCAGUCUUGGCUGUCGCACUAAUCAAGCCCAGGGGUGCUGGCUGUCACCUGUGUGCAGGCCUGUGUCCCUCCUGCACAUUGUGACCAGGUUCUCCGGCUCACUGCCCGUCAGACACUGAGGAACCGAGGGCAGUUCUCCCCCCGGGUCGGCUGGGCCUUUAAGCUGCUUCUGUGUGAACUGAUGCUUUUGCCAAAAGGAGACCCCAGUUCUGCUCACCACGGCACCCCGGCACCAGCGGCUUGGCCUGGAACCCAGCACCCGUGUCUGCGUGCCGGCCGCUGUCCCUCCUCGCUCGUGCUCGGGGACUGCGGGAGGGAGGACAGAGCCCAGGACCGUAUUCCAACCCUGACUAUUUCGGGCCACCUCCGUCCUCUCCUACGGCCCCUGGCCCGCAGGUGUCCGGGUGGGAGCAAGGGUGGGAGUGGGGAGGUCCUGGCGCUUCUCCAGACAGCACUGUGUCCGGCCACCGUCCUCACAAGGACACUCCGGCGUUCCCAGCUCUGUAAGGGACAGACUCCCAAGCUGCACCUCAAGGUGGCACAUGGCCUCAUCCUCAACGGUUUCCGUACAGGUGUUGCAGCAGCGACGGCAGCGUAGGCCUGUGCUCCCAUUAAGACUUAGUCCUUCGCGGACCGGAUUCCUCCCUCCGCGUGUCCUGUCCUCCGUGCCGAAAGCUGCUCGUAGGUGACGCUCAGGAAUCACUGCAGCAAAGCCAGUACUGAAGCCAAACUUCAGCCCGAACCCCUCAUUCUGGAGAACAAGCCCCGACACCCAAGGCAUCCCAGGGCCUGGGGCGGCUCCGGCACCAGGCAGCGGCUGUGCGAUUGUUUAAAUGUGCGCUAGGCGACUCUCUGACCUCAAUGUCCAGUCAUGUGUCAUUUGUUUGCAAAUGGUAAUGUAUUUGUGGUUCAAAGUAAAAUGUGGUUUUGCAAAGUUC